AUGGGUCGCAAGUUCAUCGUCGGAGGCAACUGGAAGUGCAACGGCACCCAGGAGUCUAUCAAGAAGCUUGUUGGCGUGCUCAACGGUGCUACUGUUCCCAGUGGCGAUGUUGUCGAGGUCGUCAUCGCUCCUCCCGCCAUCUACAUUCCUCUCGUGAAGGCCGAGCUGCGCAAGGAUUUCGCCGUUUCUGCUCAGAACGCCUGGGUCAGCAAGGGCGGUGCUUUCACCGGUGAAGUGAGUGCUGACAUGCUUGUGGAUCUCGACAUUCCCUGGGUCAUCCUUGGCCACUCCGAGCGGAGAACCAUCAUCAAGGAAUCCAACGAGUUCGUCGCGGACAAGGUCGCGUACGCUCUGAGCAAGGGCUUGAAGGUCAUCGCGUGCAUCGGCGAGUCCCUGGAGCAGAGGGAGAGCGGCGAGACUGUCGCCGUCGUCUCCGCCCAAGUCAAGGCCAUUGCAGACAAGAUCACCAAGUGGGACGAUGUCGUUCUCGCGUAUGAGCCCAUCUGGGCCAUUGGUACCGGCAAGGUCGCCACGCCUGCUCAAGCCCAGGAGACGCAUGCUGACAUCCGCAAGUACGUCGCUGAGAAUGUCAGCGCUGAUGUGGCAGCUGCUAUUCGGAUUCAAUAUGGAGGCUCUGUGAACGCUGCUAACUGCAAAGAGCUCGCUGCUCUUCCUGAUGUCGAUGGCUUCCUUGUUGGUGGAGCUGCUCUCAAGCCUGAGUUUGUUGACAUUAUUAACUCUGCCACUUCUUCUUCGUAG
Molecule: messenger RNA, 759 nt
Organism: Closterium sp. Naga37s-1
Lineage: Eukaryota; Viridiplantae; Streptophyta; Zygnematophyceae; Desmidiales; Closteriaceae
Source: the annotation of a GenBank genome assembly